AUGACGCACGUAACCUGGAGUCCCGACUCGCAGACAGAGGACCUGGAUGCCAAGUUUCUUCAGCUCAUCACAGUCCAUGAUCGCGAUUUCCAGAGAUAUUCCAUCGAACACAAAAUCUAUUUUCAGCCGGUGGACGAUGAUGAAGUGGAACGUCUCGAUCUUCAACACUUAGUCUUCAAUAAGGCAUUUGACGACCGGCUCAUCUUCCCACCCCUGCCGAGCGACAACCCCGAGAGGAUUCUCGAUUGCGGCCACGGUACAGGAGCUUGGGCGGUCGAAGUAGCGGAGCAAUAUCCACAAUGCGAGGUCAUUGGGGUCGACAUAUCGCCCCAGAUGAGCCCUGAUUAUGCUCCGGACAAUCUAUGGUUUCAGGUCGACGAUCUGAAUCGCCCCUUUACCUUUCCGUCGAAUCAUUUCGAUCUCGUUCAUUCGAGGAUGCAAGCGACAGGCAUUGACCGAGCCAGAUGGCUGUCUUAUAUUUGGGAUAUCAAGAGAGUUCUGAAGCCGGGUGGCUGGGUCCAGAUGGUGGAGAUGUACUUCAAUGUGCAAUCAGACAAUGGGUCCCUCACCGAGGAUCAUGCGUUGAGACAAUGGAGCACCAAGUUCAUGCAGUCGUUGAAUGAUACAAAGGACCUUCGUGUAGGAACGCACUUGAGAGACCUUAUGGUGGCAGCAGGAAUGGACCAGGUGGAUGCAAAAAUGAUCCCUCUUCCUCUCUCUGGGUGGUCCAGUGAUCCAAGAGCACGGGACAUAGGUGCAGCCAACCUCGAAUGUACCAAACAGCUGCUAUCAGCAUUGGCGUUGUAUCCGAUGACUCAACGUCUGAGAAUGCCUUAUGAAGAGUUUCAGCGAAUGAUUUCCAGAGCACAGGAAGAAGCAGGAAGACCGGGCCUGAAAGCCUACUUUCCACUGUAUGUUUGUAUUGGGAGGAAGCCUCGGUAG
This is a messenger RNA of Aspergillus brunneoviolaceus CBS 621.78, 942 nucleotides long. RefSeq names its product S-adenosyl-L-methionine-dependent methyltransferase. The record is from RefSeq and is a predicted model, not a curated record. Lineage: Eukaryota; Fungi; Ascomycota; Eurotiomycetes; Eurotiales; Aspergillaceae. The transcript is spliced from 8 exons. The coding region runs from base 1 to 942 and encodes 313 amino acids. Gene Ontology annotation, molecular function: methyltransferase activity.